UCGAGUCGUUUACCUCGGUGACAGUCGCUUCUUCAUCAGACUUCUCGCCAGUAGUGAAAGCGUUAAGUUCGUCAUCGUUUCUUGAAUAUCUUGCUCCACUCCGAAUCGCCGUUUGAUGGAGAGCGAAAAAGGAGAAACUUGUUUGGGAGAAGCGAGUGAUGGUGAGACCCAUGAUCAUGACUCUGGUGAAGAUGAUGAAGAAUUUUGCUAUGCUUCUGUACCUGUGUCCAAGUUGCAGCCUAGGAAAGUUUUAUCAAAGGGUCGUUGGAUUAAUGAGAUGGGAAUGGCUGAGGUCGAAGUUCUAAAGGGUCCAAUUUGGAGUACGACGGGAAUAGUUCGUGGUGGAAAAAUCUAUUGCUCAAUUGAAGAAGUUUUGUUUCUGGCUGAACUUGGAGCUUUUCUUCUAAUGGAUGAUGCUGGUACCCGUCUUUCUAUGGAAGAUAUGUAUGCAAAAAUUUCGGAUCAAAAUAAUGGAUGUUCAUGGGAGUACUUUCAAGCCUAUAGGCAACUGAAGUCUCUUGGUUACAUUGUUGCGCGACAUGAUAUCCCCUGGUCUCUGAAGACUGUCAACAGCAAUAGUGGAUCUUCUUUUCCUAUAUGCUCCUUAGAAAAAGUAGCAGACUUGAAAUCGGAAGACACGACCUCCAUAACCGCAAUGUUCAGUAGAGUGCAGAUUGACGAAGUAAAACCAAUUUUUGACGUCUAUCCCCCAAACAGCAAGUUUAGAAAGUCUUCUCCUGGUGAUCCAAUCUUUGUGCUCUGCUUUUCUAGUGGUUCUCCGCCAUCAAAAAUGACAUUUGAAGUCCUCAAAAGACAUUGUCGAGGAGUUCCUCCGAAAUUUUGUCAUGUAGAGCAGGGACGAGUGAGUUUCUUUUCCUUUAAAAAAGUGGAGCUUCCUGUUCUGCCUUGAUGUUCAGUUUUAUUGUUCGCGACCGGAAUCAGAUGCAAAAGGAAAAUGGUAUGAAGAUUAUGUUUCAAUAUCUGUAGGUAAAAUUCAUUUAUUUUUCUUAAAAAAAAAGAUAAAUUGACCAAUAA
This is a messenger RNA of Morus notabilis, 1035 nucleotides long. RefSeq lists its product as uncharacterized. Gene Ontology annotation, cellular component: tRNA-intron endonuclease complex. The transcript is spliced from 5 exons. Bases 116 to 910 code for a protein of 264 amino acids. The record is from RefSeq and is a predicted model, not a curated record. Lineage: Eukaryota; Viridiplantae; Streptophyta; Magnoliopsida; Rosales; Moraceae. Gene Ontology annotation, biological process: tRNA-type intron splice site recognition and cleavage.